Octodon degus (degu) is the source of this 1778-nucleotide messenger RNA. It is a transcript of the gene Mettl8, whose product is annotated as methyltransferase like 8. Gene Ontology annotation, molecular function: tRNA (cytidine-N3)-methyltransferase activity. Lineage: Eukaryota; Metazoa; Chordata; Mammalia; Rodentia; Octodontidae. The record is from RefSeq and is a predicted model, not a curated record. The transcript is spliced from 11 exons. Bases 200 to 1360 code for a protein of 386 amino acids.
CACGUCUGCCCCUGCAGUUUGCCCUGGUAGGCUCUGGCCAGUUACUUGUCCGGAGGGCCGCUGUAUCGAGUGCGACCUUCCAAAGAACAAGAAAAAUCUGAGACAUUGUUAGAAACCAGAAGAGCCUUGAGAGACAUGAUAACUGUGAUAUCCUGGAUACAAUUCUAGAAAAGAUAAAGGAUAUUAGGUAUUGCUUAGGAUGAAUGUGAUUUGGAGAAGCUAUAUUUGCAAUAUAAGACUAAGAAAGGUGCCAUUCAGAUGCCAAAGUGGUAACCAUCCAGUGGCUCCCCUGGGGUCAAGAAUUUUAACUGACCCAGCCAAAGUUUUUGAACACAACAUGUGGGAUCACAUGCAGUGGUCUGAAGAAGAAGCAGCAGCUGCCAGAAAAAAAGUAGAAGAAAACUCAGCUGUGCGAGUGGAGCAGGAAGAGCAAGUUAAGUAUGAAAAUGAAGCUAGUAAAUACUGGGACACAUUUUACAAGAUUCAUAAGAAUAAAUUUUUCAAGAAUCGUAAUUGGUUGUUGAGGGAAUUUCCUGAAAUUCUUCCAGUUGAUCAAAAAGCUAAAGAGAAGAUGGGAGAACUACCAUGGCAUCUUGCCGAAACUAAUGCCACAAACUGUUUCUCAAGAGUGCCAGAAGAGAAAGAACAGUAUGAGAAAAGCUCUGGUUCGUUGGAUGGCCAAAGCAAAGAAGAGUCUGGUGGUCUCAACCUCAACUCCAAAGAGCAGAGCAAAGGACUCCUGAAGACCGAUCUAUUUCCUGGCAGCGGUGCUACUUUCAGGAUACUAGAGGUUGGCUGUGGUGCUGGAAAUAGUGUUUUUCCAAUUCUGAACACCUUACAGAAUACUCCAGAAUUCUUCCUUUAUUGUUGUGAUUUUGCCCCUGGAGCUGUGGAGCUUAUAAAGUCGCACUCAUCCUACAGAGCCGCCCCAUGCUCUGCCUUUGUUCAUGAUGUAUGUGAUGAGGGCUCACCCUACCCUUUCCCAGACGGUAGCCUGGAUGUCGUUCUCCUGGUCUUUGUGCUCUCUUCUCUUCAUCCUGACAGGAUGCAAGGUGCUGUGAAUCGACUGUCUAAAUUACUGAAGCCUGGGGGAAUGCUGCUCUUUCGGGACCACGGAAGAUAUGAUAUGACUCAGCUUCGUUUUAAAAAGGGGCAUUGUUUAUCUGAAAACUUUUAUGUUCGAGGAGAUGGUACCCGAGCAUAUUUCUUUACAAAAGGGGAAGUCCACCAUAUGUUCUGCAAGGCCGGAUUAGAUGUAAAGCAAAAUCUGGUUGACCAUCGCUUACAAGUUAACAGGAAAAAACAAGUGAAAAUGCAUCGAGUAUGGGUUCAAGGAAAAUUCCAAAAACCACUGCACUGAACUCAAAAUAGUUCUUAAUUACUAUUUUUCACUCGUCUCUCAUGACUGAAAUGUGUAUCAUACUAAGACAUAAAACCAAAGGACUCUGCCAUUUAAGGAUUCCAGGAAAUCUUUUGUUUCUCAAAAGAUAGCGAGAAGAAAAUAGAAUUUGUGUUUCUUGGUGUUAUAUCACAAGUGAGCUCUUCAUGCAUUUUAAGCAUGAAAGUUGUUCUGGAGAAGUGUACUACUUUAUUGUAUCCUCAAAACUUGAUAUGUGCAAGCUUGUGCAUCUAACCAUUUGGUUUGUUCUUUGAAUUUUGUAAGCAUUCAAUUAGAUUUCCGAUAUAAGCCAUACUUUGGACAAACUAUACUGUGCCACAUUUUUUUUUAAAAGUAGGACAGUCCUAUGAUAUUUUUUUCCUUGUCUCUUGUUUUCUUU